Messenger RNA from Ornithorhynchus anatinus (platypus), 589 nucleotides. Its product is annotated as serum amyloid A protein-like. Bases 121 to 504 code for a protein of 127 amino acids. Gene Ontology annotation, cellular component: extracellular region. The record is from RefSeq and is a predicted model, not a curated record. The transcript is spliced from 4 exons. Lineage: Eukaryota; Metazoa; Chordata; Mammalia; Monotremata; Ornithorhynchidae.
CACUCUUUCCUUUUGUGUUUGAGAGAUAAGAAUUUGUAUAAAUACCAUCUCUUCUUAACUGCACAACAGCAGGAAAAGUUUGGACUUCUUCGUGACACAGAAGAGCUCGGGGCGGGCACGAUGAAGCUCUUCGUCUGCACCUUGCUCUGCUCUCUGGCCUUGGGGGUCCAGAGCCAGAACUGGUUGCUGGACACCGGGAGGUUCAUAAAAGAAGCUGGUCAAGGGAGCUGGGAUAUGUGGAGAGCCUACUGGGACAUGCGUGAAGCCAACUACAAAAACUCCGAUAAAUACUUCCACGCUCGGGGGAAUUAUGACGCUGCGAGGAGAGGGCCGGGGGGCGCCUGGGCGGCGGAAGUCAUCAGCGACGGCCGGGAAUUCUUCCAGGGAGGCUCCAGCGGGCGGGGCGUGGAGGACUCGCGGGCCGACCAGGAGGCCAACCGCCACGGGCGAAGCGGCGGAGACCCCAACCGCUACAGGCCGGCCGGCCUGGACAAGAAGUACUGAGCCACAGCUGGCCCCCCCGAGUGCGGGUUUCUCGUCUCUGUCACAGCCCUGAGAACUAAAUAAAAUUCCCUAUUGACAACCUCCA